CUCACCAAUUAACUCACGAUCUUUGCCUACCUCUCAACAUCAUAUGUAUCUACAGAUCCUAUUACUUUAUAAAUGAUCCUACACUGUCAAUACCAAUCUAUAUAAAAUGCUUAUUCCUUCAUAAGUACUUAUACAUACCCCUUGAGUUGGCACAAGCUCAAUAUGGUUCAUAAUGAGUUCACUAUAUUGGGCACAUCCUCUCCGAACGGUUAGGUCCUUUGGCUUUUUAUCAAAAUCGAGAUUUCAACUUCGACUUUCACAAUUCGAUCGAGUUCCACCUUUACAUCAUGGACGGCAACCUGGAGUUAGAUUCUUUAGUGUUGCGCCAGCCAUUCUCACCACCAUACACUCAGCGGUAGAUACGAUUAUCAAUAUACAUACUACUACACAUAUACCCUGGUUCCUAUUAAUCCCCUGCUUCUCAAUUGGAGUCAAUGCUAUCUCCCGAUUACCUUUUGCCGUAUACACACGUAAACUCCAUCAACGUCAAGCAAAAGCAUCUAUGGUCAUGCAAGGAUGGGGCUGGCGCGUGCCACAAGCUAUUCACAAGGACGGGAUUCCGAGAGACCAAGGAAGGAAAGAAGCAGAGAAGAGGAUUUCGAGGAUAAGGUCGAGGAUAGACCGCGCCUUGGGCACGCAGAGAUGGAGGAUGUUUUCUAACAUAUUGACUUUCCCCGUCUGGCUUGUGGGUAUCGAAUGUAUCAGGCAAAUAUGUGGCGGUCCAAGGGGAAUGCUCGGGAACCUUUUCAUGGGGCGCGUCAAGAGCGAAGAUGCGGUCCCUAGUGCUCAAGAGGGCACAGGAGCUGCUAUGUCUCCGACAGAUAUCUCGUCUGCAGCUAGCCAAGGGUCUCUUGUUGAUUCAUCAACAACUUCUAUCGUGGCCGACCAUGCCAGGAACAUAUUAGACCCCAGCAUUGCGUCUGAAGGUUGUCUCUGGUUUUCCGACCUAUCCGUCGCCGACCCAUACCAUAUUCUCCCCUUCGCAUUAUCUGCCAUGCUGGUCGUAAACAUGGUGCCGAAGGGAGGAAUUCCUCAAUUGCUCAAUCACAAGAAGUCUAAUGAUGCAUCUACGCUAGUAGGACCACAGAACCUGUUGGGACUUAGACUAAGCCGAGCUUCUGUCGUCGUAGCACUCCUAGUAGGUCCUUGUACUGCAGAUAUGCCGGCCGCGCUCCAUCUUUAUUGGUUGGUAUCGACUACAACGAGCUAUGUCAUGCACAAGGUGCUAGCUCACCUCAUACCUAUUGAGCGGAGGCAGGUUGAGAGAUGCAAGGGGGUUGAAUCUAACAUCAUUCAACCGAGACGAAAAGCGGCAUCUCGAGUGGAAGAGAAGAACACCGAGCAAAAACGAAUCUCAAGCAAUAAAGCAACUCAAAGCUAAAAUUACGACGGCUAAAUAGGGAUGGCCGGGUCAAAGGCAAUGACUACGAGCUACAUUACGAGCCACAUUGAUCCGAUAUAUAAGAUAUCAUUAUACAAUGUGUGAAUACGUGCAAUUGGUUAAGACGUUUAUGGCAAUACUGUAAAAUAUCCAGCCUUCAGAAUUGGAUAGUCGAGCCAUUGCGAUAAACCCUAGCGCCUAUGUUCAUAUCAAAGCAGUCUUUAAAGGGGUGUGGUCUCCCGUCCCGUUCCCUUAAAAAGCUAGA
Annulohypoxylon truncatum is the source of this 1646-nucleotide messenger RNA. RefSeq lists its product as uncharacterized. The coding region runs from base 173 to 1381 and encodes 402 amino acids. NCBI's taxonomy places the organism in Eukaryota, Fungi, Ascomycota, Sordariomycetes, Xylariales, Hypoxylaceae. Gene Ontology annotation, biological process: mitochondrial respiratory chain complex IV assembly; protein insertion into mitochondrial inner membrane from matrix. Gene Ontology annotation, cellular component: mitochondrial inner membrane. The transcript has a single exon. Gene Ontology annotation, molecular function: membrane insertase activity. The record is from RefSeq and is a predicted model, not a curated record.